Messenger RNA from Arabis nemorensis, 456 nucleotides. The record is from the annotation of a GenBank genome assembly. Lineage: Eukaryota; Viridiplantae; Streptophyta; Magnoliopsida; Brassicales; Brassicaceae.
AUGUCGAACUCGAAGAAGAUUGUUUUGAAGAGUUCCGAUGGUGAAAUCUUUGAGAUUGAAGAACCGGUAGCUCUCCAAUCACACACCAUAGCUCACAUGAUUGAAGACGAUUGCGUCGAAAACGUAAUCCCUAUUUCAAACGUAACCGGCGAGAUCCUAGCCAAAGUGAUCGAGUAUUGCAAGAAACACGUUGAUGGUGGUGGUUCGGAAGAAGAGCUCAAGAUUUGGGACCAAGAGCUUAUGAAAAACAUCGAUCAAUCGACGCUUUAUUAUCUAAUUCUAGCUGCUAAUUACUUAAACAUCAAAAGCCUUCUUGAUCUCACUUGUCAAACAGUUGCUGAUAUGAUCAAAGGUAAAACUCCUGAGGAGAUUCGCGCUAUUUUCAACAUCGAAAACGAUAUCACACCCGAAGAAGAAGAAAAGAUUCGCCAAAAAAAUCAAUGGGCCUUUGAAUGA